Lathyrus oleraceus (garden pea) is the source of this 734-nucleotide messenger RNA. Its product is annotated as cyclase-like protein 2. The record is from RefSeq and is a predicted model, not a curated record. Gene Ontology annotation, molecular function: arylformamidase activity. Bases 57 to 716 code for a protein of 219 amino acids. The transcript is spliced from 5 exons. Lineage: Eukaryota; Viridiplantae; Streptophyta; Magnoliopsida; Fabales; Fabaceae.
AAAAUAAAAAAAUAAGUGGACACAGUACUCACAUCACCAAAACCAACAAAUCCAAAAUGAACUACCAAGCGGUAGCGCUCGCUUUCAUGGCGGCAAUUUGCACGUCGACGGUAAUCGACGACGAAAACCUCAUCCCUCCUCGCCGCGAACUUUACGAUAACGGAAGAAUCUUCGAUAUCACUCACAGGUAUCACCCGGACAUGCCAGAGUUUGAAUCUAAAAACGGUAUCGGUCAAUUCCUGUGGCUUCCAAAGAGCAUGAAAAACGGUUCCAUCGCUAAUAACUCUGAAAUGAAACUUCCGGCUCAUACCGGAACUCAUGUUGAUGCACCUGGCCACGUCUACGAUCACUACUUCGAUGCUGGAUUUGAUGUUGAUUCACUCGACUUGCACGUCCUCAAUGGUCCUGCUCUUUUAGUUGAUGUUCCAAGAAAUAGUAAUAUAACUGCUGAAGUUCUGAAGUCAUUAAAUAUCCCCAGGGGUGUAAAGCGUGUACUCUUCCGAACAUUAAAUACCGACAGGCGGCUUAUGUUUCAGAAGGAAUUUGACUCAAACUAUGUGGGGUUCACUGUAGAUGGAGCAAAAUGGCUAGUGGAAAACACCGAUAUCAAACUUGUUGGUAUUGACUACCUAUCUGUUGCUUCUUAUGAUUACUUGAUUCCAUCCCACCUUGUGUUUUUAAAAGACAGGGUAAGAAAAAGAGUCUUUUAUUUCUGAGAAUUUGUGUUUUUUUUU